AAAGGUGUGGUGUAGCUUCAAAGACAAGACACCCUCCCAACAAAAGAAAUAUACUCAAACUUCCCACUCCUCUUCACUCCCCUUCAUCACACUCCCCUUCUUUCUUCCCAACUCAUCUCCCAUUCCCUCAAGUCCUAAAAUCUCCACAAAUUUCUCGAAAAUUCCCACGAAAAAACAAUUGCAUUCAAGGCAUCAAAUUUGAGCAAAAUCUCCGUUCAUCGACAGCCCAAUUCCUCAUUUCUUUUCCUUCCAACUCAUCAAGUUGAAGAAAAUGGAGAGGUUGAUCCUAAGAAUGGCAAUCUCCCUAAUGGCCAUCUUCAUGAUCAUACCAAAUUCCACCUGCACUCCACCAAAGACAACAUCAAAGGUCGACCAAAUAGAAUGCACAAUGUGCUCUGCCUGUGAAAACCCGUGCGGCCAAGUCCUCUCGCCGCCUCCGCCGCCCCCCUCCGCAAGCUCCAACUGCCCCCCACCGCCAUCACCUCCGAGCUCCGGCGGCGGUGGUGGCGGAUUAUACUACUACUCCCCGCCUCCCCCAUCCCAACCAACUUACAAUCCACCCCCUUACAGCGGCGGCGGUGGCGGAGGAGGGGGAGGGUACUUCCCGCCGCCCAAUUACGGGAACUACCCGACCCCGCCGCCGCCGAAUCCAAUCGUGCCAUACUUCCCAUAUUACUACUACAACCCUCCCCAUGCCACAGGGUCCAGCUCCGGCCCCUUGAGGUGCUCUCUGGCGAUUUCUUCCAUCGUCACCCUGCUUGUAAGCUCACUCUGGUGAGGUGGGUUCAAGAAAAAGGUGAAAAGGGUAAAAGAGAAAUCGCCUACUUUGGAAUAAUGCAGCGGAUUAUCAUCAAUGGCAGAUCCGAGAAGCGUCAACCAUAAGUCAGAUCCUGAAGGUGAUGAUCAAGGGGGAAGAGUCUUGAUGAGGUCAUUUUGGGAAUUUCCAGGAAUACCUGAAACAUGCAAAGAGCAAGAAAAUUAAGUAGCAGCUAAGGAAACAUAAGUAAAGUCUCUUGUUCUCUUUCUCCUUUAUUUUCCAGAGUGAUCUGAUGAUCUGUCGUUUUGUUGGCAAUUUAGUUUACUUAAUUGGUUCACAUAAAGUGCAUUUCUUUAUCCUCUGAAAA
Messenger RNA from Punica granatum (pomegranate), 1124 nucleotides. The record is from RefSeq and is a predicted model, not a curated record. NCBI's taxonomy places the organism in Eukaryota, Viridiplantae, Streptophyta, Magnoliopsida, Myrtales, Lythraceae.